Pundamilia nyererei is the source of this 2413-nucleotide messenger RNA. RefSeq names its product ribonuclease inhibitor-like. The transcript is spliced from 8 exons. The coding region runs from base 1 to 1179 and encodes 392 amino acids. Gene Ontology annotation, molecular function: protein binding. The record is from RefSeq and is a predicted model, not a curated record. NCBI's taxonomy places the organism in Eukaryota, Metazoa, Chordata, Actinopteri, Cichliformes, Cichlidae.
AUGCUUGGCUACAAGAUCAACAGCCACAACGAGCGGUACCCUCCAUGGAGUAAGAGACUAGAGGCCAAGAUAAAGGCAACACAAAGGGAAGUUAGCCAACUACUAGUGCUGCAGAAAGGUGUGAUGAAGACAGGGAUGCCUAAGAAACUUUCUGAAUGUUGGCUGUCAGAGACUCACUACAAAGUUGUGGCCUCUGCCCUGAAGUCUGACCCCUCCCACCUGACGGAGCUUGACCUGACAGGAAGUAAACUGCAGGAUUCAAGACUGAAGCAGCUGUCUACUGGACUGGAGAGUCCAAACUGUCGACUUAAAACACUGGUACUUGCUAACUGUGGACUAACAGAGAUCAGUUGUGAUUCUCUGGUCUCAGCGCUGAAGUCUAACCCCUCCCACCUGAGAGAACUGGACCUGAGCAGAAACAACCUGUAUGAUGUAGGAGUGGCAGGACUUUCUGCUGGAUUACAGAGUCCUGACUGGAGACUAGAGACUUUGAGACUAAGGUCCUGCAGUUUGUCAGAGAUCAGCUGUGUUCAUUUAGGUUCAGCUCUGAAGUACAAUUUGUGCUGUCUGAAAGAGUUGGACCUGAGUCAAAACGAGCUACAGGAAUCAGGAGUGGAGCAGCUUUCAGCUGGACUAGAAAGUCCAAAAUGUAGACUGGAAACCUUGAGACUUACUCACUGUGAACUACCAGGAAGCUGCUGUACAUUUCUGGGCUCAGUUCUGAAGUCAGUCUCUUCCUGUCUGACAGAGCUAGACUUGAGCCACAACAAAUUGCAUGACUCAGGAGUAAAACUUCUGUCUGCUGGGCUGGAGAAUCGAAAUUGUAGCCUGACGACUUUAAGGCUGAAGGACUGUCUGAUUAUGGAAAAUGGCUGUGCUUCUUUGGCUUCAGCUCUAAAGUCGAAUCCCACCUAUCUGAGAGAGCUAGACCUGAGUCACAACAAACUACAAGAUUCAGGAGUAAAGCUUCUGUCGAUUGGAUUGUCGACUCAAAACUUUAGACUUAAGACUCUAAGGAUAAAGGACUGUCAGAUUACAGAUAAAGGCUGCGAUUAUCUGUCCUUAGCUCUUAACUCGACCCAAUGUCCCCUAAGAGUGCUUGACCUGAGUUUGAACAAGUUAAAGAAAACUGAUGAAGAACUGAAGCUGAUGUUUUGGUCUCUGAAGGCACUUCAUUAAAGACUCUGGUCAGGUUUACAUGAACCUGGAGUAUGGAGGAGGAGACAUCCUUCAUUAAGCUGCCUAUCACCACCCUGAGUUCAUAUUCAAACAUCCUAGAAUUACUUAUUAUUUUAUUUUGUCUUCCUUCCCUUAGAUAGUCAUUUGAUGUCUUUAUUUAAAUUUAUAUAAAGGCUUUCAUUUGAUUCAGUGAACUACAGUCGUAAGGUCUAUAAGAAGAUGUGAAUGCACCAUUAUGGGAAAUCCCUACCGUGACCAACUACACCCUACACCUUGUUGGCAGGGAUCACUACUAUGCUUGGCUACAAGAUAAAAAGCAGUACUUUUAAUGGAGAAUGAAACUAGAGGCCAAGAUCAAUGUAGCAUGGAGGGCAGUUAGCCAACUAUCAGAGCUGCACAAAGAUGUGAUGUAAAAAGGAAUGCUAGGUACAGCAAGCUGCCAAUACCUGAGGCCUUAGAAACUGCCAAGCAAAGACUCAUUCACUUGAAAUGGUAAACCAGAGAGAUAGAAGCCAUUAUAACAAACAAGAUGUUCUCCACUGAACCAUCCAAGGUGUACUCUCAGUGUCAGAUGAACAAUAUGAGAAAAGCCCCACCAAGGCUGGAGACAGAACAAUACUGGAAGACCUAAUGGGAGAAGGAUGCAACCUGUGGCUAGUAGAGCUGGGAGAAGAUUACAGCAAGGUCCCUGAACAGGAUCCAGUAACAUCACAGUUGUAGACAUCCAACACAGAGUAGCUGCUAAUGGUUAAACGCAACCAUAAAAGCUAAUCGAACAGUGGGCAGUCCUGAUCCCCAAGGGUCCUCAGAAGGGAUCUGUCCAAUCCAACUACCAGCCAAUAACCUGCCUCAGAUUUUCAGUACCACAUGGAAGCUCCUGUCGGGCAUCAUAGUGGCUAAGAUGAACAGGCAUAUGGCUCAAUAAAGGCAGAGAUAGAAAUUAGCAGAAACACCGGAGUGGAAAACUCAACACCAUGCAGAUCGAUAGUGGAAUGCGUAGAACUAUACAACAUCAACAGGACCCUAAGAGCUUUCAUCAGGAAUUCAGUGGUAAUGUUGUUAACAACAAUGCAGAACAACUUCAAGCCGAUUACACAGGUCACCAUCAAGUGCAUGAUUUACCAAGGCAAUUUAAAUGUUAUCUGGAAAUUACUAGACAAGAGAGGGUUUUCAAGAAAAAUUCUUAAAUGUUCAUUUUCUAUGCCAUAUGUUAAAACAAGAUCUAGAGUGUGAU